This is a messenger RNA of Schistosoma spindalis, 1756 nucleotides long. Lineage: Eukaryota; Metazoa; Platyhelminthes; Trematoda; Strigeidida; Schistosomatidae. The record is from the annotation of a GenBank genome assembly.
AAUAACAAAGUUUAAGUCUGAUAAUUUACAAAAAUCAAUUCUGAAUGGUAAAGCCUUAUGACAAUACAUCGGCCAAUAUACUUCUUAUUCUGCAUCAGACGUUACGUGAUCACAUCUACGUAUUUAGUACUCUGUUUGAAUUUGUACGCGUAUAAUUUGUGAACAUGAACGUAAGCGAUAUAGGGAAUGUGAGCGAUACGAACGGAACCAUUACAAACCUGGAGUUCAAUCUAGAUUCCAUGAUUACUAAUUCAGCACUGUUUCUCUUGGCCAUAGUACCUAUUUAUAUAGGUUCUUUUCGCUCAAUAACUAGUAAGAAGUCAACUGAUGAGGUAGAAGUUGUAUCAGGUAAAGAUGCAGCACUGUUCCCACUUCUCGCCAGUGCUGCACUUUUCGGGAUUUACGUCGUAUUUAAGUUCAUUCCUAUUCAGUACAUCAACUCUGUUAUGAAGUUAUAUUUUUCUUUUAUGGGUGCUUGUGCAAUAUCCCGGUUCCUGUCACCCAUCUUUCGCCCGUAUAUGCCGGGUUGUGUAAAAAAUAUGCGGUUCAAGUUUGAGUUUUCAAGAAGUUUAGAGAACUCAGAUGGUUCUGAAUCUCAAUGGAAUUUAUUGGACAACUAUGAUUUUUCAGUUGAGUCGAAGGAUUUAAUAGGCACUGGCAUCGGUAUUUUGCUUGGCACUUGGUACUAUUUUUCAGGACAUUGGAUUGCGAACAAUUUCAUUGCAGUGACAGUUGCUAUUUUGGCCAUCGAAUUCAUAAGGUUAAAUAAGUUCGUAAAUGGCAUAUUACUUCUUUGCGGACUGUUCGUAUAUGAUAUAUUUUGGGUGUUUGGAACUGGUGUCAUGAUGGCUGUCGCAAAAAACCUAGAUAUUCCAAUCAAAGUUACUUUUCCGCGUGAUUUUCUUUCACAUGGAUUAUUUGGCAAACAGUUAGCCUUGCUUGGUCUUGGUGAUAUAGUUGUUCCAGGAAUAUUUAUCGCCAUGCUUCUUAGGUUCGAUACAAAACUUGGACGCAAGAAUAGUUAUGCUUACUUCUACUCCGGAUACACAGCCUAUAUCGUUGCCAUCAUAAUGACUUUCGUAAUGAUGCACGUAUUCAAACACGCUCAGCCGGCUUUACUUUACCUGGUACCUGCUUGUUUGGGUGCACCAUUGCUUAUGGCUUUAGUGAAAAAUGAUCUUAGUGCAAUGUUCAACUAUGAAGAUGAACCGGAAGCUGAAAAGAAAAGUCAGGAGGCUGAAGUGUCAAACAAAUCUAAGAAAAGUAAAUAACAAUAUCAAUCUUUGGGGUGGGGGCAAUUGACCGAUUUUAUCAUCCUAAUCUGUCCAUAUAUAACUUAUGUACACAAAUAUAUUCAUUUCUACAGUGUUAAGUAUGUAACGUUUGCGUUACGUGCUGACCGUUUGUUUUGUUUUCUGUAAAAUAAUGUUGUUUGCGAAAAACCCUAACGUAACUUUCUCGUUCGACAUUUGUUUUAACUUUAUCGCUUUGCUAAUAAAUCUGUUACACUCUCUGUUUAUUUUGUGACAUCAGUAUUCAAAGUCUAAACAUCGUAAUAAGUGAGCAUUAUUGGCAAGCAAACAAAGUUACUUCUUCAGAUCAUUUUUAUUUUAUGAAUACAUAUUUAAAAUAAUAUCCUGAUUGUUUUGACAGUGCUGAUAAUAAAUCCCAUUCUAAAUUAUACUUUAUUUUAAAUGCUGAUGUAUUUGUAUGAUUGGUGGCAACUGACAAUUUAGCGCAUUGCAUUUUAUGUCCA